AAGCAGAAAUUUACCAUGGGUGACAAGGAAAGAGACAACCACUCAGAAGUGACUGACUUCAUUCACCACUCAGAAAUGACUGACUUCAUUCUUGUAGGCAUCAGGGUCCGUCCAGAGCUCCACAGUGUCCUCUUUCUUCUAUUUCUUAUUAUUUAUGGGAUGGUUCUUCUGGGAAACCUUAGCAUGAUUGGCAUCAUAGUGACUGAUCCCCGGCUGAACACACCAAUGUAUUUCUUCCUAGGCAACCUCUCCGUCAUUGACCUCUCCUACUCCACGGUUAUUGUACCUAAAGCCAUGGUAAACAUCUUAUCUCAGAAAAAGACCAUAUCCUUUGUGGGUUGUGUGGCUCAACUUUUCCUUUAUGCACUUUUUAUGGUAACAGAAGCUUUUGUAUUAGCAGCCAUGGCCUAUGACCGCUUCAUUGCCAUCUGCAAUCCUCUCCUUUACAGUGUUCGCAUGUCAAGGAGUGUCUGUAUCCAGUUGGUGGCUGGUUCCUAUCUCUUCGGCUGGGUCAGUUCCAUCCUCCAAAUCAGUGUAACAUUCUCCAUGUCUUUUUGUGCCUCUAGGGUCAUUGAUCACUUCUACUGUGAUUCAAAUCCAAUCGAAAAGAUCUCCUGUUCUAAUACUUUUAUCAAUAAGAUGGUAUCACUUAGUUUGGCUGUGCUCAUUAUUUUGCCAACAAUAAUUGUUAUUGUAGUAUCUUACAUGUAUAUUGUAUCCACGGUUUUAAAGAUCCAUUCCAGUGAAGGGAGAAAAAAAGCAUUUUCUACCUGCAGCUCCCACCUGGGGGUUGUAAGUUUGCUUUAUGGUACUGUUUCCUUUGUGUAUCUCACGCCUCCGAAUAAUCCUGAGCUUCGUAAAAUAGCUUCAGUAUGUUAUAUUUUGCUCACACCUAUGUUGAAUCCCCUAAUCUACUCUUUACGAAAUAAGGAUGUAAAAGAUGCCAUGAAAAAAGCCUUGUGCAAGAAAAAUGUUUUACUCUAAGAAGACUUGCACUCGUUUUACUGAUUCUUGUAUUAGUUGAUUGUUGUCUGUCUGAUCCUUGCCA
Arvicanthis niloticus (Nile rat) is the source of this 1048-nucleotide messenger RNA. NCBI's taxonomy places the organism in Eukaryota, Metazoa, Chordata, Mammalia, Rodentia, Muridae. The record is from RefSeq and is a predicted model, not a curated record.